Molecule: messenger RNA, 191 nt
Organism: Callorhinchus milii (elephant shark)
Lineage: Eukaryota; Metazoa; Chordata; Chondrichthyes; Chimaeriformes; Callorhinchidae
Gene: edf1
Product: endothelial differentiation-related factor 1
Cellular component (GO): nucleus
Molecular function (GO): DNA binding
Source: RefSeq, marked provisional
CGUUCGGAGCGGGGGUCGGAGCGCGGACAGAAGGGCGCCGCCUCUCCCCCGCUGGUCGGAUCACAUGUUCGUGGAGAACCCGGUGCUAAAUCGCUCGCAUACGACCUGAUUCUGGGUCAGGGUUUCGUACGUAGCAGAGCAGCUCCCUCGUUGCGAUCUAUUGAAAGUCAGCCUUCGAGCCAAACUUUUGU